This is a messenger RNA of Lycium barbarum (goji berry), 2883 nucleotides long. Its product is annotated as BTB/POZ domain-containing protein POB1-like. The transcript is spliced from 6 exons. NCBI's taxonomy places the organism in Eukaryota, Viridiplantae, Streptophyta, Magnoliopsida, Solanales, Solanaceae. Gene Ontology annotation, biological process: response to red light. Gene Ontology annotation, cellular component: nucleus. Gene Ontology annotation, molecular function: protein binding. The record is from RefSeq and is a predicted model, not a curated record. The coding region runs from base 1114 to 2415 and encodes 433 amino acids.
UUAGUUUUUCAUGCAUCUGUGGUAGCUUUAAUUGGAUUUUUAAGUGGCUAUUUUUGUAACUUUGUGCUAUUUUGGUAAAUAUAUUCCGCGAUUUAUCUGCGAGUAUUUUAGGAAGGAAAACGGUUAGUUUUUCAUGCAUCUGUGGUAGCUUUAAUUGGAUUUUUUAAGUGGCUAUUUUUGUAACUUUGUGCUAUUUUGGUAAAUAUAUUCCGAGAUUUAUCUGCGAGCAUUUUAGGAAGGAAAACUGUUAGUUUUUCUUGCAUCUGUGGUAGCUCUAAUUGGAUUUUUAACUGGCUAUUUUUGUAACUUUGUGCUAUUUUGGUAAAUAUAUUCCGCGAUUUAUCUGUUAGCCUCGCUGAAUGGGUGCGUAACUGUAAGGGCUGCCGUGAAGAUUUUAAAAAGGAAAAUGGUUAGUUUUUAAGCAUAUGUGGUGGCUUUGAGUGGGUUUAUAAGUGGUUAAUUUUGUAACUUUGUGCUAUUUUGGUAAAUAUGUUCCGCGAUUUAUCUGUGAGCAUUGACGAAGGAAAACGGUUAGUUUUCUCUGUCUGUGGUAGUUGUAUUUGGAUGUUUGAACGUCUAAUUUUGUAAAUAUGGCUAAUGUUGUGCUAUUGUGGUUAAACGGUUAGUUUUUCCACCUAUGGUAUCUCCAAUUUAAUCCCCAAAACUCAAACCAUGUUAGGGUUUUCCAUAUAGAGAAAAAAGAGUAAAAUCGAUAAAAGAGUAGUUAUGAAGGAUCCGAAUUUGGACUUAUUUAACCCGAGAACGGCAAUAAUGGACCCGGAAUAUUCCCCAACCAGUACCCGAGAACGGCAAUAAUGGACCCGGAAUAUUCCCCAACCAGUACCUGAGAACCCGAUUUCGCGUUCGCCUUCAGUGAUAGCAACUUCUCCGAUCGUGUCCAUCCUAGGUGAUUCAAUCGAUGGUUGUGAUGAUUCUAACAAUGGAUGUAAUAAUCUCGCUGAUUGGGCGUGUAACCGCAAACGCCGCCUUGAAGAUUUUAAAAAGGAGAAUGCUUUGGAUAUCACAGCAUGCCCUGAAGAACAGAUAAUAAGAUGUAAUCAAAUUGAUAGUGAAGAUGCUGAUACCGAAAAUCAAGACGAAUCAGUUGUUGCAAUGAUUGAAGAGCCAAACUCAGGAGAUGAAGCUGCUAAUAGUGACGAUUCAACUUGGAAUUGUGAUUCGCCAAGGGUUAUAAGAGUUAAAACACUACACAUUAGCUCCCCCAUUUUAGCAGCCAAGAGUCCAUUCUUCUACAAGCUCUUCUCAAAUGGGAUGAGAGAGUCUGAGCAAAGACAAGUGACUCUACGUAUUAAUGCUUCAGAGGAAGCUGCAUUGAUGGAGCUCCUCAAUUUUAUGUAUAGCAAUACGUUGACUACAAAUACCGGGCCUGCUUUGCUGGAUGUGCUCAUGGCUGCUGAUAAGUUUGAGGUUGCUUCUUGCAUGAGGUAUUGCAGCCGACUGCUACGUAAUUUGCCUAUGACUCCGGAGUCAGCUUUGCUUUAUUUGGAGCUUCCCUCUAGUGUCCUGAUGGCUGAUGCAGUUCAGCCAUUGACUGAUGCAGCAAAACAAUUCCUAGCCGCACGAUACAAAGAUAUAACCAAGUUUCAAGAAGAGGUCAUCAAGUUGCCUCUUGCUGGUAUUGAGGCAAUUUUGUCCAGUGAUGACCUCCAGGUGGCAUCAGAAGAUGCAGUAUAUGACUUUGUCUUGAAGUGGACAAGGGCUCAUUAUCCCUUGAUAGAGGACCGCCGAGAAGUUCUUAGUUCAAGACUCGGUCGUUGCAUCCGUUACCCUUUCAUGAGCUGCCGAAAGCUUCGGAAGGUUCUCACAUGUAAUGACUUCGAACAUGAGUUUGCAUCUAAGCUUGUGCUUGAGGCCCUCUUUUUUAAAGCCGAGGCCCCUCACCGCCAGCGAACUCAAGCUGCAGAAGAAUCAGGCUCGACCAGUCGUCGUUUUGUGGAGCGUGCAUACAAGUAUCGGCCUGUUAAGGUGGUCGAGUUUGAACUUCCAAGGCAACAAUGUAUAGUCUACUUAGAUCUUAAACGGGAUGAAUGUGCUAAUCUUUUUCCAUCUGGGAGAGUAUAUUCUCAAGCUUUUCAUUUGGGUGGACAAGGGUUUUUCCUGUCCGCACAUUGCAACAUGGAUCAGCAAAGCUCUUUCCAUUGUUUCGGUCUCUUUCUGGGAAUGCAAGAAAAGGGUUCAGUGACAUUUGCAGUCGAUUAUGAAUUUGCAGCAAGGACUAAACCAGCAGAGGAGUAUGUCAGCAAAUACAAAGGAAACUACACUUUUACUGGGGGUAAGGCAGUUGGCUAUCGCAAUUUAUUUGCCAUACCUUGGACUUCUUUCACGGCCGAGGACAGUCUCUAUUUUAUUAACGGCGUACUCCAUCUCAGGGCUGAACUUACUAUCAGGCACUGAUUUUCUGAUCUCCAGAGUGUCAAUUACUACCGUUGUUUUGCUUAUUAGCUGAGGCAAAGUCCCGGUCUUUUCUUGGAGUAAGGUUUAGGUGUCAGUACUAACUGUCAUAGGUAUUGAAACAUUUUGUAAUGUUAUAUCCUUUUGACCGUAGUUUAUCCUUGUGCUCUCCAAAACAUGAGGGGAAGGAUGUAAAUGGAAUUCAGGGAGUGAGAGAUGUUUAUUGUUGUGACCUGUUUUAAUGCAAUACAAGCAUGGAGGUUCUCCUGAACAUUGUGAAUAGGUUAUGUUAACUUUCUUAUGACCCGGUAGACAAAUAUAUUGUAGCUGUGUAUCAAAAUCAUUCUACUGAAUUACUGUAUUCCUUCUUAGCAAGUGAUUAAACUAAAUGGUGUGGUAUGGUAAACGUUGUGAUUGCUAAGCAUUUUAGUGACUCAUUCAGCAAGCUCUUAUGUGAUUUGGAAUUCCUUU